Messenger RNA from Aspergillus costaricaensis CBS 115574, 1983 nucleotides. Its product is annotated as putative lectin family integral membrane protein. The record is from RefSeq and is a predicted model, not a curated record. Lineage: Eukaryota; Fungi; Ascomycota; Eurotiomycetes; Eurotiales; Aspergillaceae. Bases 416 to 1663 code for a protein of 415 amino acids. Gene Ontology annotation, biological process: endoplasmic reticulum organization; Golgi organization; endoplasmic reticulum to Golgi vesicle-mediated transport. The transcript has 7 exons. Gene Ontology annotation, molecular function: D-mannose binding. Gene Ontology annotation, cellular component: Golgi membrane; endoplasmic reticulum-Golgi intermediate compartment; COPII-coated ER to Golgi transport vesicle.
CUUGGCUUCGGACGUAGGAGUCCGUCACUCGGUCGUUCUCUCUAGCUUGGAAAUUCGUCAUCUGGUCGACUUCUCCCCCGCAACUACCUCUAUUGCCAGGGAAAUCCGUUUCUGCGUGAUCGCCAUUGUGGUUGGGUGGACCACCUCGCGCGUUGUCUCCGCCUUGUUGAACCGGAGAUCGUCGUCGGACCAGUAACAAGAUACACCAAGCUUACUCGGAGCUUCACCUUGCUUCUGCUUUUGCUUCUGCUUCUUAUCUGGCUCUCCCACUGUCAAUCCCUCUCUAUUUCUUGCCCAUUGACUGCUUCUGCCGUGCUUUGGAUACAUACUUAGCCUUUCCCCUCAUUGUUGUUUGUUGAACCUUUAGUACCUGCAUAACUUGUUUGCGUGACGAGCCUCCGAUUGCAUAGACAUCAUGAAGAUCCCUGCUUCUCUUCUUUCUUUGGCUGCUGCCGCCGCAGCUCAAUCGGUGAUUGAAAGUUCCAGCUUUGGCUUCGGCCAGACGUUAUCAACAGAUGGCGGUGCUAUUUCUGGGUGGCAGACUGGAGGAGAAUCGCACAAUCCCGACAUUCUUUCUAACAAGAUUAUCCUGACACCGCCUUACCCUGGCAACACAAGGGGAUUUGCUUGGUCCCAGACCCCUGUAUCGCAAUCGGAAUGGACUGCAGAGUUCCAAUUCCGAGCGACUGGUCCCGAAAGGGGUGGAGGUAACCUCCAGCUCUGGUAUGCCAAGGACGGCAAAGACAGAAUCGGCACUUCCAGCAUCUAUACCGUCAACCAAUUUGACGGUUUUGCUCUGGUGAUUGACAGUCAUGGCGGAAGGGGUGGCAGUGUGCGCGGGUUCCUCAACGAUGGCACUACAGACUACAAGAGCCACAGAAGCGUUGAUAGCUUGGCCUUUGGUCACUGCGACUACCCUUACCGCAACCUUGGUCGGCCCUCCACCGUCCGCCUAAAGCACACCAAAGCCGUCUUCGAGGUUACUGUCGACGACAAGCUGUGCUUUUCCACCGACAAGGUCGCUCUCCCUACCGGCAACGUCUUUGGUCUUACCGCCGCAACCCCCGAGAACCCCGACUCCUUCGAAGUCUUCAAGUUCGUUCUCCAAUCCGCCGAGUCUGGAUCAGGCAGCACUGUGCCCGUCCAGCAGCAGAACACCAACCAGCAGCCCAUUGCCGCUCAGCAACAGGCCGUUCCUCAACAACAGCAGCAGGCACCCCCUGUCAACACUGACUUCGAGCAGCAGUAUGCCGACCUGAGCAACCGCGUUCAGGGCAUCAACCAAGCCACCGACAACAUCCUUCGUGAACUCGGAAGCCAAGACACCAAGGCCGCCAACCGCCAAGUCGAGCUGCUCCAGAAGCUCGCCAGCAAGGACCAGAUCGCCAGCCUCGACGCCAGACUCCAGAAAAUGGAACAGAUGCUGCAGACCAUCCAGCGUGACCUGGAGGGCAAGGACUACCAUGGCCGCUUCAACCAGCUUCAGGAAACCUUGCGCUCGUCUCACCUCAGCUUGACCGAGAACCUCUUGGGAGUCAUCACCUCCUCCGCCCCGCGCAUGGGUUUCUUCAUCUGCAUGAUCAUCGCCUUCCAGGGUCUUCUUGCCGUGGCUUACAUCAUCUACAAGCGUCGCCGUGCGAACAUGCCCAAGAAGUUCCUCUAAACAUUUUCUCAUCUCUCUUCCCUAUUGUACCUCUACCAACGACCUGAAAUGACCUCCCAGUCAGCUAGUCUGCGGUAACGAACGAUAUCACGAGAAACCCGACAGCGCCGUUGUACGGUGUGGGUGUUCCUUCUCUUCGUUAUCUGAUAAAACCCAUCAUGUGUAACUAUUCUUUUAUCUUAUACUAGCUAACGUUAUAUUAUUUCGCGUUCCUUAAACUUACCCCCCUGGUCUUCUGUACAUGUACAUCUACAAUUACUCUUGCUCGACUUUGAUCUCGUUUACUUUCCUGUGCGAUGAAGCGCGAUAUAGAUAGUCAG